Messenger RNA from Rhizoctonia solani, 1311 nucleotides. RefSeq names its product Adaptor complexes medium subunit family. The coding region runs from base 1 to 1311 and encodes 436 amino acids. The record is from RefSeq and is a predicted model, not a curated record. The transcript is spliced from 11 exons. Gene Ontology annotation, biological process: endocytosis; intracellular protein transport. NCBI's taxonomy places the organism in Eukaryota, Fungi, Basidiomycota, Agaricomycetes, Cantharellales, Ceratobasidiaceae. Gene Ontology annotation, cellular component: clathrin adaptor complex; cytoplasmic vesicle.
AUGGAUGGGCUAAUUAUCUUGGACAAAAACAACCGACCUAUAAUCCAAACUGCGUUUCGAACUCUACCUCCAUCGUACACACUCUUGCAUGUGGAUGCAUUUACCUCAGCACGCGAGAAGAAUGGAUUAGCGAUAGACCCCGUUCUUUAUGUUGAUUCUGGAGAAAACAGCGUUUGUUGCCAUCGGAGCGCAGGGGGACUCCAUAUAUUAUGCCCUGUAAGGGGAGAUGUCGAUCCGCUGUUUGUCUUCUCGUUCUUGGAUGCGGUUGUUCAGAUUUUACAGGAGUACCUGGGAGAGCUUAGUACAGCUUCACUAAAGGAUAAUUUUGAUGUUGUCUACCAGUUACUUGAAGAAAUGCUCGAUGAAGGGUAUCCUCUCACGACAGAGUCGAACGCUCUGAGGGAUAUCGUUCUUCCGCCAUCCUUACUGAACAAGAUACUUGCGGCCACAGGUGUCUCGGGACUCUCUUCAGCUGCGCCUGCACCAUUCUCUUCUCCUAUUCCUUGGCGUAAAGCAGGGCUAAGAUAUAACAACAAUGAGAUUUACUUUGAUAUCGUUGAAGAGCUCGAGGCUACUGUUAAUCGGAGUGGAAACGUUGUAGCAAGUAACGUGUGGGGCAAGAUUCUAUGUAAAUCCAACCUUUCUGGAACCCCGGACCUCUCGUUCUCGUUAUCCAACAGCAAAGCACUACGCGACUACUCCUUCCAUCCCUGUGUCAGGCUACAAAAGUUUCUUCAAACCAACCAGCUUUCUUUCGUACCCCCAGAUGGAAACUUUACUCUCCUCACAUACCAACUCCCUGUUCCAUCUCCAAACCCGGCGGCACCCCCUCCGCUUCCUAUCAAUCUUAAAUCCAGCGUCUCAUUACAUGAGCAUGGUGGCGCUUUCGAAAUUACCGCCACGGCUCGAUCAUCCAAGAUGCUCGAGAAAGUCUGUAUCGAAUUAAGGCUUGGAGAUUCUGCUAUGGGUGCUGAUUGUGCCCACACGGGCUCUGGAGGACAAUCAGCUGGAGGCGGUUUUGGCGCAUUGAGUGUAAACGGUGGUAGUGUUAGGUGGGGGUAUGACCCUCAGACCAAGACGUUGAAGUGGGAAAUUCCCUCUUUGACCAGUAUGACGCAACAUUUAAAGGGAACCUUUACCUCUAGUGAUAAGACACCCAAACCAUCAAGAUCUUUCAUAGUAACCUUUGAGAUUCCUCAGCAUUCGCUUUCAAUGGCCAAGAUCGACCAAUUGCGAGUUAGCGGAGAGAGCUAUAAGCCAUAUAAAGGAGUUAGGUCCUCUGUUGAAGCUCGAAUCGAGUACCGUUGGUAG